GCAUUCCGAACUUUGGGUGGAUUUCCAUGACCUCAAAAUCCAUCGACAGCCUGCUGCAGGGUGUGAUCGCGGCUUGUGCUGUCUCUAUCCUCAACCGUUUGCUGCGGAUUCACCUUCACAUCCAGGGCUUGAAUGAACCUACCCGAGCUGGGGUCAGAGCUGCAAAAUUGAAUUCCCGGCAACAAAUUCUGGAUUCUCUAUAUUUUUGCAUCCUGACUGUCCUGUUCUCUGUUGUGGGAUACAGAGUAUCUUCCCUGAUAGUACUCGAAUUCUCCCUUCGAAUCAUUUCUACGCUACUUUCCAACAAAGAUGGAACCUCCAGGACACAGACCUUCCUAUUGUGCCAGUUCUCUGUGGGUUGUGGAAUGACAACCAGCCUGAGCUUCCUGAAUGAUGGAGCUCCUCACUCGACGCUAAGCUUGGUGCUUAGUGCUAGCCUCGCCAGCCUCCUCAUGUGGUAUGUUUGGAAACUGGCAAAGCACAUCAACACAAUGUAUGAAUUACACAGUAAGGAGCGAUACUGUGGGGUGUGCAUCCUGCUCCUGACCACCUGGCAUCAGAUUCCUAGGCUGCUGUGCAAUGCCUUGAAGGUUGUGUUCAUCGUGGCAGAUACAGCAGCCAUCUUCCUCAUUAACAGCGACUUCAUCACUACAUCCGAGGCAAUAAGAUUUUGGACUCCCCUUACCAUCUGCUACACAUUGCUGAUUAUUUACAUGCAAGAGGAGCAGAAGCAGAAUCCAACUGAGCAAACUGUCUAUCAGACAGUGGGUGUGAGGAUGGGUGGGCUGCUGAUUUUGACCCUGACUAUUGGGAAGUGGAUGGAUGUGUUGCAUGUGAUCUUAUCACUGAUCGGAGAGCUGUUAUGUCUUCUUCAAGCAGGGCAAAUGCGGGAGGCCUGCAGACAACAGGAUUCCUCAGGAGCCAAUCACAGUACCACAGCCUUCAGUACCACAAUAAGAUCAACCCAGCAGCGUGCACAGCAGAGGUCAAGAGCAUCUGACACAUAACCUGUGGGUGACUAUGAAGAUGUCAGCUGAAUGAGAAAUGGACCCAGAUCCAGCACUCAGACUUGCUGAUUUAGCAGCCUGCUGCAGCUUGAUCAAUUCUGAGCUUCAGCUCCUUUCAAUUAAUGUUUACUUGGCUGUUUGUAGACUGUAGAGUCUUGGAGAAAGGGGAACUGGUUGCAAGCAAUCAUACUGGGAUGAUACCUUUCUCUCAAUCAUACCUUUCUCUCAAUAUUAGUGUUUGUUGCUAUGUAUAAUUGAAAACUGAAAGCAUAGCAGAAAAUGUCAGUUUUAAGAUUAUCAUUGACUCAUUAUCAUAUUACUAAUAAUAUGGGUAAUUGAGCUGGGGAGUGAGCAUUUCAUCUUCAAGCAACAUUUCAAAGCCCCAGUUGGUCACAAAUGGCCAACUCACGCUGUUUACUGCUUAAUUAUUAAAUCUGACAACCACCCCAGACCCCUUCUUCACCUACAUGCUCUGUGGGUGAUGGCUGUGAUAAUAAAAUGAGAAGAUACCAUGUCUGGUCCUUUGAUUUUGCAGUAAGCAUCGACCUGAGUGGGAGCAGUGCUAAAGGUACUACAAUGAACAUAAGCAUCCAGAGGCAGAAAAGGAAAAAAAAAUUGCCAGAAAUCACUGCUCAAAAAUGAGGUGAAGGAUUGGUUUCAGUUUUAAUUUUCCCAAGAGUCAAACACUCUGCUGAUACUCAAUAUCUAGGUCGGGGGGGUGUGAUACUGGAGGUGUAGGAAGUGGAAAAUUGGAUGAAAAGGUUACGAACUCAGUAAUAUGGCACCUAUAAGUGAUUUAAAGUGAAUUAGUCUAGUUACCUGGCCAUUAGUUGUUUGUGUCUAUUCCCAGUUUGCAUCAGGAAUAUUUUGUAUAAAGUUAAUGAAAGUGUAUCAGUGGAUACUGUCAGAUGACUGCAUUGUCAGUGGAAUUGCACUAGUAUGCUGCUGCGAAUGGAUGCACCCCUGUGGGAUGGCUACAAUACUAUGCAUAUCCCAGAAGGCUCUUUGACCCUGGAACCUAGGUGACUGCCAAUCUGUGCAUCCAAGAAUUUGGCAGCUUUGUAAAUGCUGAGUUUUACUUUAUUCUGUGGAAACUCAGUUGUAUUUGUGAAAUAAAACAAAGAACACUGGAUGGUGGAGCUCUGAAACAAAUAUGGAAAUUGCAGCAAAUUGUGGGGAGAAAGCAGAAUUAACAUUUUGAGUUCUGAUGAAGACUCACCGAACCCAAGACGAUGCUGAAUUUCGCCAGCAAUUUCUGUUUCUGUUUCUGGGUAUUUGUGACUCUUUUUUGCAGACUAACUUUCAGCAACCCGAUUGGAUUCUACAAGACACAGGAUGAAAAUCAGAAUGUGUUAAAGAAUUGCAUUUUCCUAAUGACAUUAGGGAAGGUGUGGAUUUUCCAGCAGGAAUCGCUCGUAAUUAUGUCAUCUGUCCACUGGAUGGCAGGGUUAAUUCAGUUCAGUUUAUUUUGUUAGAAUAUUAUUUGUCACAUUUCCAAUUUCCUUCACUGCCCCCCCUCUCUUUCAGAACCUGCUGUAGAAAUACUGGGACAAGAUAGGACUUGACACUGAAUGCAGAAGAGAUAUUAAUUGUUCAUGGAAAUGUAAUGUUGCUGCAUUUCCUGUAGACUUGUCUGCAAUGUACACAUGGAGAAGGAAAGAAUGCCCAGGCAAAGUUCCAUCUCCAAAUUCAAUGAAAUAAAAGCAGAAACUCCUAAGCAACAUAACAGAUUUUCAGCUGAAGGGAAAUCAAGCAAUCAAACAGUAUUAUGUUUUUAUUGGAAUCCUGCAUUGAUAAAAUGUCCUUAUUCUUUCAGAUGCCAGCAUAUACAGUAUAAGAUUCUCAAGGUUCAUCUAUUCCUUUUUAUCUGUUACAGCCCUAAUAGCAUAAGAAUUCACUCCACUAAAAUCUUACAUAAAUAAAUGAGUGUGAUAACACA
This is a messenger RNA of Chiloscyllium plagiosum (whitespotted bambooshark), 2946 nucleotides long. RefSeq names its product transmembrane protein 82 (gene tmem82). The record is from RefSeq and is a predicted model, not a curated record. Lineage: Eukaryota; Metazoa; Chordata; Chondrichthyes; Orectolobiformes; Hemiscylliidae.